Molecule: messenger RNA, 1106 nt
Organism: Quercus robur (English oak)
Lineage: Eukaryota; Viridiplantae; Streptophyta; Magnoliopsida; Fagales; Fagaceae
Product: secoisolariciresinol dehydrogenase-like
Exons: 3
Coding region: 125-1009 (294 amino acids)
Molecular function (GO): oxidoreductase activity
Source: RefSeq, a predicted model, not a curated record
UGGCACGUUGCUAUCUACUUUAAAGCUCUCUCUCUCUCUCUCUCUCUCUCUCUCUCUCUCAAACCUUGUACUUGUCUGGUGAGCCAAGCUGAAAGCUCAAAAUACAAUCUUUCUGCAAGAAAGUAUGUUAAGCAAAAAUGUCUCCAUUUCAAGAGCUUUGCUUGCUCAAAGCUUCUACAGGUUACUAUCAACCCAGACUGGAAGCAAGCUAGAAGGCAAGGUAGCAUUGAUAACUGGAGGAGCAAGUGGCAUAGGAAAGGCAACCGCAGCAAAAUUUAUCAACAAUGGUGCUAAAGUUGUUAUUGCUGAUAUCCAACAUCAACUUGGCCAACACACUGCAAAAGAGCUUGGAACCAAUGCUACUUUUGUUGCCUGCGAUGUCACUAAAGAGUCUGACAUAUCCAACGCUGUUGAUUUUACCAUCUCUAAGUACAACCAACUUGAUAUCAUGUACAACAAUGCAGGGGUGCCCUGCAAAACUCCCCCAAGCAUUGUGGACCUUGAUUUGGCAGUUUUUGAUAAAAUCAUGGACAUCAACGUGCGGGGAGUCAUGGCUGGGAUCAAACAUGCAUCACGUGUGAUGAUCCCACGACAAACUGGAUCAAUUCUCUGCACAGCUAGUGUUACAGGACUAAUGGGUGGGUUAGCACAGCACACAUAUUCUGUGUCCAAAUCUGCUGUUAUAGGCAUUGUUAAGUCUGUUGCUGCAGAGCUAUGCAAGUAUGGAAUCCGGGUGAAUUGUAUAUCACCAUUUGCCAUUCCAACUAAGUUUGUAAUGGAUGAAAUGAGUCAAGUUUUUCCUGGUGUAGAUGAUCGACGGCUUGUGGAAAUGGUUACUAAUGUUGGUGUUUUGGAGGGAACUAGUUGUGAACCCAAUGAUGUAGCUAAUGCUGCGCUCUAUCUUGUUUCUGAUGAUGCCAAGUAUGUUAGUGGGCAUAAUUUGGUAUUAGAUGGAGGCUUUACAUCUUUUAAGCAUUUGGGGUUUCCUGCACCAGAUGAAGUGCAGUAAAAAUUUGAACAGAGAAACUAGAAACAGAAAUUUGCAAGUAUAAGGAGCACAAAUGAAUGUAUUCACAUCCAUUCCUUUUAAUUGACUCUAGUUUACA